AUGACAGACGCGUUCGCAUUUUCUUACCCCUCACCUCUUGAAGGGUAUGAGAAUCUGGAGCCACUCCCAGAGGUAAAGAGUGAUGACGGGAAGUCCCUCAUAAACCCCCAACAUGGUAUCUUGAGCAAAGCGUACGAGGAAUUUCCAGAUCCCCUGGCGAAGGACCAACAGGGCGGAUUUGACAUCCAUAUCUACUACUUCCAGAAUAACCCAGAUCAGGCCGCUUAUGCGAAAGCUCUGUGGCAAAGGGUCAGGCGCGAAUUUCCCGAGCUGCGCAUUUAUCCCCUUUAUGACAGGCCGAUAGGUCCGCAUCCAGUCGCCAUGUUUGAAGUCAACCUGUUCACGCCGGCCCAGUUCGGGGCUUUCGUCCCGUGGCUCGUCAUCCAUCGGGGGCCUUUAAGCGCCCUGAUCCACCCGAACACGGUGGAAGAGGAAGAAGAACGAAAUCAUACACAGCGUGCGACAUGGCUGGGAGAUAGGGUUCCUUUAGACUUGCGAGUUUUUAAAUUGUUGCAGGAGCGGCAGAGAAAGAAGGAAGCGGAAGUGGAAGUGGAAGAACGCGCCAGGAAAGAGUAA
Messenger RNA from Aspergillus tanneri, 576 nucleotides. RefSeq lists its product as uncharacterized. Bases 1 to 576 code for a protein of 191 amino acids. The transcript has 4 exons. Lineage: Eukaryota; Fungi; Ascomycota; Eurotiomycetes; Eurotiales; Aspergillaceae. The record is from RefSeq and is a predicted model, not a curated record.